Messenger RNA from Puma concolor (puma), 597 nucleotides. NCBI's taxonomy places the organism in Eukaryota, Metazoa, Chordata, Mammalia, Carnivora, Felidae. The record is from RefSeq and is a predicted model, not a curated record.
AUGCGGCCCCUGCUCUGCGCGCUGGCCGGGCUCGCCCUGCUCCGCGCCGCCGCUGCUGAACCCUUCAUGCCCUCCCAUGGAGACCCAGCUUGGAACACAGGGUGUGACAGACACAUGGCUAUCCACGGCCGUUUAGACGUCAUAGAGGAGACGGUGGAGAAGACGGUGGAACACCUGGAGGCAGAAGUGAAAGGCUUGCUGGGUCAGCUGGAGGAGCUGGCCUGGAACCUGCCCCCGGGGUCUUUCAGCCCCACGACCCCCGACCUCCUCGGAGAAGCCUGGCAUCCGGACGGGGCUUCGGGAAGAGCUGGCACAGUUCACCGGGGUCCCACCCAGCGCCGCCAGGGGCACAGCGCUGCUGCCUCCUCCGCUGGCCAUCUUCCCGCCUCAAAGAUGGCUUUGGAGCACCGGAGCCAGAGCUGCCCGGCAACUGGAAAUGACACGCCCGUGGUGCAGCUUCUCUGGGCACAGAGUGGCACAUGGUGGCCUGCCUUCCUCAGCUUUGUGCACAAUAAAAGCUACUCCCUUGGGCCUCUGUGUCUGCUGACCGUGACCCCUAUAGCCACAGCCCCUUCUCUGUCCACUCCCACGCCCUGA